Messenger RNA from Nilaparvata lugens (brown planthopper), 997 nucleotides. RefSeq lists its product as uncharacterized. The coding region runs from base 156 to 896 and encodes 246 amino acids. The record is from RefSeq and is a predicted model, not a curated record. NCBI's taxonomy places the organism in Eukaryota, Metazoa, Arthropoda, Insecta, Hemiptera, Delphacidae. The transcript is spliced from 6 exons.
AAUAAUGUGACAUUCAUGUACCAAAACUGUGGUAGGCUACCUACUUUGACAGAUUACAAUUCCUGGAGGACCAAGAAAUUCCAAGGCCACCCACAACCAUUACAUCUUUACUAUAUGAGAAAUGCAUUUUAAAUGUGCCGAGAUAUCUAUAGACAAUGGUGGCUGGAAUUCAGGUUUCUCUUCUGGUCGUCGUCUUACUCUCGGGAUACGCUGGACUCAACCGGGCUGAUUCAAUCAUAGAUGGACAGAUUGCAGAAAUAGUGGAUGAUGGUACAGUUCCGGAUAUUCCACUUCAAGAGGAAGCUAUUUGCAAAGAAGGCAAAUGUACAUUGAAACUCAACAUAAGUAUACCUUGGGAUAAAUCCCAUUUGGAAGGACAAAUGGAAUUUGGGUAUAAUGGUGCGGACAAUGCGGUAGAAGGUUCAUCGGAUAUGUCAUAUAUGCCAUUUGGAGGAUCCACCACCUCAUUCAAACUUUUCAGUGAAAUUCAUUGUGAAGGUGAAGAUACAGUAAUAUUACGCAUUGGUGCUGGGGCUGGAAAAGCAAUAGAUUGGCAAGAAGUCAAAGGAAAAAUAUCGCAAGAACUGCCUCCAAUAUGCAUUCCGAUUCCUGGAGCAAUGGUUGUCUCGCUUUGUGUGUUUGUCACCAAGUACAAAUAUGAUAAUGAGGAUAAAAGUUUGGAGUUCUGCAUAUUACUUCAGAUAAGAGCUAUUUUAAUAGCAGGAAUUGGAUUUAAAAUAGUAAAUUUGCAUAACAGAUGCAUGGUUUUGAGAAGAGAGCAUUUCACACGAAUCGUCGACAGCAUGAAAGCAGUGCCAAGUUUUGCCAAAAAACAAGCCACUAGUAUUAUUACUAUUAAUUCUAAUACUAGUACUAAUAAUUCUAUUGGAAUGUAAAUUGAAUUUCAAUUAUGACUGAGUCACUCAAUAAAAAGUGCAGGUUUACGAUUUGGAUGCAACUACUGCACAAUAGCUGAUCAAUAAAAGGUUUCACACUA